Messenger RNA from Eimeria tenella, 2961 nucleotides. RefSeq lists its product as uncharacterized. The transcript has a single exon. NCBI's taxonomy places the organism in Eukaryota, Apicomplexa, Conoidasida, Eucoccidiorida, Eimeriidae. Bases 1 to 2961 code for a protein of 986 amino acids. The record is from RefSeq and is a predicted model, not a curated record.
AUGUUAAUGCUAGAGUCAUGCGCGCUAGACUGGCCAUCCGUUACCCCACUAGACGCUUCUCUGUGGGCUCCUAAAGCCACUGAUGCUUGGGACACGAUCAAGCCAGCAGAGGGGUCUGCAAACCCUCACCGCAAUCCAGCAGUCGCUCUCCAUGAUAUACCAUCCAUGAUGUCUCGGAGCAAGACACCUACAAGCACGCCUUCGAUAUCUCACUCGCCUGUGCACAUGCCUCCAUUUCUCCAGCCGCUGGUAAGCAAGCACAGUGCCAACUGCGGGAAACCGGCCCCUAUUCCCGCCUCUUCUAAAUCACUAACCAAGGCGUCGCUGAAGGAGUACAGCGAAAAGUCGAGUGUGGGAGAUCUUAGGCUGCCUUCAGUCCCUUCAACCGCCUCCACCACAACAGCUGAUACCACAUCAAAGGCAACGGAUGCCUCUAGCAAGGAACCUCCGCGAGAAGAAACGCAUGCAGCUCCCGCUACUCAAGCUUCUAAGAAACAAUCAAAGCCUGCAAAAGUAACUGCGGAGGCCCCUAUAGAAAAGCUGACGUCGCUUGCAUCUGCCUCGUCUUCGGCUCCUAGCGAGUCUACAACUACUAACCUGAACCAGCCAAAAGUUUCCGCAGCGGCCCCAACGACACAGCUUUCGUCUCUUCCUCCAGUGAAAGAAACAGAAAAUAUUGAAGGGCAAACUGCGGGAAGAAGCUCCGAAAAUGCGGCGUAUGACCCUUCCGUAGCUCGCCUUAUUGCAGCUCUGGGGGCCUCCAGCCUCCGAUUGGCGGCUGCUGCAGAAGAAGGCCUUGACAGCAGCCCUUCGGACUUUGGCAGAAGCACGCUUGAGCUGCCUGCGGGGUCGACGAGGCGUAGGCUGAGGAGCGAAACAACAGAAGUCGAGUCAACAGAGUCUUCCGUGACACCGCCAGCAACCAGUUCCAGGGGAAUUUUUCUAACACGGAACUCUCCCCUCAGAAGACCAAUCUUGCCUGCCCCUAAAGCUGGCUCUACUUCGGUGGGCAGAAAUGGUUUGCAAGGCCUUCCAAACAUUCGCCGAGGCAGCCAGGUUUCUGGAUCGUCAACACCUCAGCUGAGUCCUCUCAGCGAAGACUUGGGAAAGGCCUCAAGCCCACCCGGAAAACUGAAGCCAAAAGAAGUUAAAUUAAGCACAAGACACAACUGUGUGGGUCCAGUUUUGCUGGGACUCUCCCCUGGGAUGUCAAGUACUGACCAGACCACUGACGUCCUGCCCUCGACCACCCGCAUAGCGUCUUGCAGCAACGCGUACAGCCCAACACCAGCACGCAGCGCCCGCGGGAGUGACUUUGGCAGCGAUGGUCCCAAACAAACAGGGUGCGCAAUUUCUUCGAAGGAAACCACAUCUCCAAUUAGUGCUCCGACCCAUUGGGGAAAAUGUAAUCGCUCUCCCGAAUGGCGUCUGCCUGCGCAAGAUCUACUGGGGGUUGAAGGCUCAAACCCCAAAGGCACUUCAGCUGCUUCACAUGGGGAGGAGGAGGAGCAGUUUUCUCUGCUGCUGCAGCACUCUUUGGGGCUGUUGCGGCGCGAAGCGGCCCGAUGUUUUGCAAGCUCUCAGGCGUCUGUCAAACAAAAGCUAUGGAAGGAGCUACAGGAAGAAAAGUGCUUGCGGCUGCAGCUUCAGCAGGAGCACCAAGCGAACUUUGCUGCUGCUGAGGCCGAGCUAAUAUCUCUGAGAAAGCGCCGCGCGGAUGACAACAAACGGUUGGAAAAGUUGUUGGAAGUUUGCUGCUGCGCGAAACAGACAGAAGAAGCCUUUCGGCUCUUGCGAACCGCCUGGAAAUGCUGGCAGCUACAGAGAGUGCACACUAGAAGACUGAAAACGCUUCAGAGACUUUUUUUCCAGCGUAGAGUACUCAAGAUUCUGCUGAGAAUUUUUUUGCCUUGGAGAGCAGCAGCUGCAAGGCGCAUUUUCGAACAGCAGAGGCUGAAGGCUCAGGAGCUCUUACAACAAGAGAUGGAGCGAUUAGGACAUUUGCAUCAGGAAACCAUACAACAGCAGCACCAGGAGCUUCAGCAGCUGAGACAGAAACUCGCAAAUGAGGUUUACCUCCGCGAGUGCCUGCAGCAAAGUCUUAUUGGAAUAGCUUCUAGUGGAAGCAUCGGGAUGCCUUCCCAAAUGGCUCCUAGACCAAGCCCUUGUGCCUUGGCGUCCAGUUCCUCGCCAUCCUCUUCAGCUGUAUUGAACGCUAAGCGACAAACGCAGCAGAAAACUCAGGAUCAUCUUAAGCGGCAGCCGAAUGCUCUUGCAGUUAUAGGAACCCAGACGAACUUAAAGGGCCGACGGACUGCAGCAACCCAAAAGCCCUUACGACAACAGCAGGAACAGCAAGCACAGUUGUGUGACGUGCCAGCUCAGCUUUCCUGGUGGCAAUGGAUGCUGCAGAAUGCGGGGCUGGGCACCCAAUUCCCUCAAGUAAUCCCUACGUCUGCAUUCAACAAGGCUGCUUAUGGGGCUGCAAGUGGAUCCAUAGAAAGUACCGGGCGCCGCGUUAAAUUUGUGGACGAGGAGGUGCAGCACCAGCAACAAGAACAGCAGAAGCUGCUGCUUCUUGCCAACUUACUUGGGGUUUCUCCCCCUUCUAGACAUCUGGAAGAAAACAGCCAGUUGACAGGAAUUCUCCCGGGUGCCCCCCUUCGUACCCAACAAAAGCUUAACUCCCCAGGAAUGGUUACAUGUGCUUCCGAACCGACCCUUGGUUCCUGGAGAUUGCUACGUGACAGGCAAACAGCAGGCACAGGAAUUGCUGUAGCAGCAGCAAGCGAUUCAUCGGGACACCAGGGCUGCGCAGCACAUACUAUGCUUAGCGCAGAGUGCAACACAUGCCAAAGUGCUUUAUGGGGACCCAAAAUAAGCACCACAUUUGAACUGGAAUGCCAACCGCACAAGCACAGGCGGUGGACAUCAGCGACCCAUUCUACCCCAAAGAUGUAA